AUGUUCGCCUUUAAAAGCGAUUCUCAUCGCACAUUGUUUCAUAAUAUGUUAAAACUGCAAAUUAAAUCUAGAAUAUUAUCUAGGUUUGGUGGUAUGGGCCAGGAGGAAUGCCGCAUACUUAGAACAAAACCGUUCAACGACUUCGUCUCACUAUGGGCAAAUUCAAUCAUAAAUAAGCUACCAAGGGACUAUAAUUCACAUUCCGACUACGUAAAUUCACAAAUAAAUUGUGUGUCCCAAGAAAUUCUAGAUCUUCCAUCAGUAAAGGACAUCAUUAACGCAAAUCCAUCGGUAAAAUGGAUGAUAGAAAGAAUAAACAGUGAUAAGGAUAAUGUUCCUAAGCCAUACUUUCCAUCUGUGUUGAGAAAUCAUAUGAUUCAAUUCCCAUUUAAGCAUCAAGAUAUCCAAAAGUCGAGAGACUUAUACGGGCUUCUGAAGUUCCCCUUUUAUAAACUGUCCACAAGCCUAUACGGAGAUCCUUCCGAGUCGUUCAAAGGACUUGUUGAGCCCAAAACUUCACACACUUACAAUAAUGAAGUAGAACCGGAUAACUUAAUUGAUAAGUCAGAUUACCCUGAAGAAGGUAAUUCAUCUCAUCUUAAAAACGACCAAGAACUGAUAAAAUACUGUUCAUCAAACUACAUUUAUGCCCCGAGUGAGCUAGAAACAGGCCUUAAAGAAAGCUGA
Messenger RNA from Theileria orientalis strain Shintoku, 687 nucleotides. RefSeq lists its product as hypothetical. The record is from RefSeq and is a predicted model, not a curated record. The transcript has 2 exons. Bases 1 to 687 code for a protein of 228 amino acids. NCBI's taxonomy places the organism in Eukaryota, Apicomplexa, Aconoidasida, Piroplasmida, Theileriidae.